Molecule: messenger RNA, 2449 nt
Organism: Centruroides sculpturatus (bark scorpion)
Lineage: Eukaryota; Metazoa; Arthropoda; Arachnida; Scorpiones; Buthidae
Product: protein FAM149B1-like
Exons: 17
Coding region: 491-2308 (605 amino acids)
Source: RefSeq, a predicted model, not a curated record
GUUCCUAAAUGCUUCUAGGAAGAGGACGUGCUGGACUAGUGGAGAAAGGCUUGGACUACAGUCAACAUAGACCCGGGUUCGAAAUACGGUCAAAGGUCGUUCAGGGAGAUCGUUGGAAGAAAUGCUAGAAGAGCAUAAAAGGAACGUACAGAUCGAACAGCCAGUAACAGCACUAGCAACGUAUGUUAUAGCAGACUCGACAGAGAUCAUAGUGGAUUGAGAAAGAGAUAAAAUGAUACAGAAGAUCCAGGACAAGAGACGUCUGAAAUAUGCUGAAGCAUGGCAAAUACAUAAGACAAACCAGGAAGGAUUAGCGAUAAACUAGAGUCGAGUAAAGUCUCAGCAGCAUGGAGAGCGGGUAUAAUAUGAAAAUUUUAGUACGAAACAAGGGACAAACAGUAGAAACAUUCUUAAUGAAUAUAGUUAAGAAUACUAUUAUUUAUAUAGGAAAAUACAGUUUGGUUUAUUUUAUUGGAAUGGAUAAAAUUUCAUGAUGACAGGAAGAUAUCGGAGAAGUGUACUUAAUCUACAAGGAAUACAACAAUCUGUAAUUGAUAAUCAUCCUUUACCUGAAAUAAUUGAUGGGACUCCUAAAAUUGAAGAUUUAAAAUUAGAUGAUGAUUAUAAUUAUUCAAGAUUUGAUUCAGAUGCAAUACAAUACUCAACAAAAUUAGAAGACAGAAAUGAAACAUAUGCAUUAUCAUCUGAUUUUACCAAUGGAACAAGAUGCACAGAAAGUGUGGAUUCAUGGUGUGAUGAUGAAUUUGAAAGAGAAUGUACUAAAAAAGUUGAAGAAAUGUUAGAAUUUAUAAAUGGAAUAAUGUAUGAUGAUAAACCAUUUGAAGAUAUAAAUCUUGAACUCAAAAAUGAAUGCAAGUUGUGGAUUGAAAAAUUUCCUCAUUUUAGAAUUACAGGAAAACAAAUAGUACAAGUUGAAGAUAACAGCAUUCAGUUUCAUGCUUUUUCAUAUCCAUCAUCAUCUCCAGUUCAGUCUGAAGUAACCUUUGAUCCAUAUUUCAAUUUUCAGGUUAAAGGAAAACAACUACCAAUUCUUCCAAGUGAAAAAGAAACUGCUACAUUAAUUGAAAAUGAUCUCAUUAAUAAUGAAAAUACUAAUAUACCAACAUUUGUUGAGGAAACUAUUGCUCAACAUGGGGAAUAUGAAGAACUUUUUGCCUGUCAUAAAAUCAGUGUACAUACUUCAAGCAGAGAAAGUUCCUCUUUAGAUAAUAGUGCAUUACAUCAUUUAAAUAUUGAUUUUGUUAGGGAAUGUGUUCUUGAUAAAAUUAUGGAAAAACUGUGGCCAGAGUUACUUUUGGUAUCACACAUAAUUCAAGAAGAACAACAUGAUAAAGAGGAAAUGUCAAAAAAAGUUCUACCAUCACUUCCAUCCACCAUACCACAUUUAAGAAAAUCUCAGUGGGAUCCUGAAAAAGUAGGAAAUCCAUUAGAUGGUAUUUUGACAGUUUCUUCAAAAGUUCUUCAGAAAAGAGAUCAGCGUCUCAGUGUGGAAUCAAAUAUUGUAACAAGACCAGGUUCCAGUUUAAUAUCACCAAAUAGAUUUACUUCCUUGAAUUCACUCAUACCAACAAUACAAGAAGUGCCUUUAAUUAAAACUACAACACAUCACUCUAAUUUUAAUUUUCCAAGUGUUCCAAAUAGUCGUACAUCUUCAGCCCUUCAGCAAUUUAGAAAAUUUUCAAUAAAGGAUUCAGAAUGGCCAAAAGUGCUUCAAGAAGAAACUGAAAAUUUACCAUCAGUUACACACACAUCUAUGAUCAAUGUUCAAAGGCAAAUUAGUGAACCAUUUGAUGAAAAAAGUGAAACCAAAUUUCCAUCUACUCAUUUUUCUCUUCCUCCAAUUAUCAAUAAUAAUAUAAUAAUUUCCAAACAGAAUGUCAAAUCUCCAUUGUUUCAAUCAAUGAUUGAAAGUCCAUCAGAAAAAUUUUCAAAGCAGCUGAGUAAAAAUGAAAAAGUGGAUUCUAGACCCAGUACUUGUAAAAGUAAUAAGAGUAUCAGAGAGAAGAAAUCUAGAAAUAAAGUAAAUUCCAAUAAUCAGCAAACAUACAACCCUUUUGAUGUACCAAUAUUGGGAGGAUUAUCAGAAAAAUUACUGUCACCCUAUCAGUUUAAAGAUUCAGAAGCACAUCUACCAUCUUUGGAGCCUAAUUUGAAUACAGAUCAACUAGUCACAUUGUUUCCAGUUGUAAAAUCAUUAGAAUUGCAAAGACAAGAAGAUAAUAAGAGAGUAAUUAAAAGAAACCAGAGUGCAAAAAAAUACAAUGUCUUAAAUCGAAUAAAAAGAUGACCUCUUCUUAUUCAUCCAUUUUGUAAGAAAUUCUAUAUAUUUAUUGAUACAGAUAUUAAAAUAUUUUACUAAUUUAAACUGUAAAUGAUUCUGUUGUGAUAAACUGUAUAUAACAUUCUUAUAUAAAUUUUAAUAAUAAAU